AUGAAUCGCCUGCCUCCCGAGAUCGUCGACGCCAUUCUGCUGCAAUGCGUCGAAGCAGGCCCCAAGAACUCCAUCCUCGACCUUCGCCUCGUGUGUCGAGCUUUUGACCGGAUCCUUAAGCCUUACGCAUGCCGUACCCUCGAGCUUGAAUUCUCGCGCCUUAGCAAGACCAGCCGGCUUGGCCGACCUCGGACCGAUGCUUUGCAGACGGUUGGGUAUCACUGCAAGAGCCUCUACAUCGACUUGAUGGUUCUUCGCGAUGAAAUGGAAGUCGACUUUCUAAACACAGUCUUUGCUCGCGUUCCUUGGAUGAUGGACUUUUGCCAAUCCCUCCAAAACCUCUACUGCAUGGGCGAGAUGUCGUUUACCGAGCAGGAAUACUACGAUGCUAUCGAGGCCCUACUCUUCAACUGCCGUGAGGUUGAGCGGCUGCGACUGAGCCUACCAUUUCAACUGGUCGGCCGACACUGUAACGCCGCAACCAUCAUCCUUGCCAAUACCUUCAAGGCGUUGGCUUCGCGCCCAGAAGAAGAUUCGGCUUCUAUGAAGGUCUUGGUACUGGAGAAUGUCACCGACAUCGCUGUAUGCCAUCUCUGGAUGAACCCUAGCGAUGUGAUGAAUAUCAUGCGCACCGUGGCCGUGUUGGAGCACCUAGUGAUUGCCCUCCGUCGGCACGAAACGGAUCCGCCGCGUGUGAGCAUGUUUGGGUCGUGCUUCUGGAACAUUAUUGAGCAUGCACAGCACCUGGUAACCUUGUGCAUAAUUGGCAUGGAGCAUGACGAUAGACCACCUCGAGGACUGAAGCAGACGAGGUUCUAUCAAAUGCCCGUUGAUGAGUGGAGAGCACGUGUGCUGCCGCCUCCCCGUAUCAUGCUUGAAAAUCUGACUAGUCUGGAGCUGAAGCGAGUGGAAAUCUCUCCAGACGUGUUUCAACGGUUCGCUGAAGCAUUUGGAGCCCUCAUGGAGGAGCUGUACCUCAACGAAGUGUACCUGAAGACGGAGCAAUCGCGCGACUGGAACGAGAACUCUAAAAAAGUUCUGUGGGUUGGCAUCGCUAAUCAGCGACCCGAAGAGGAUGACAGCUGGAUGGCCAUGAUGCUGCGUUGCACCAUGCCUAAUCUGCGCAUCUGCCGAGCGUCGUUCCUCGCCUACGACCUCUAUAUCAGGGAAGACGUUAAUACCACUCCAGAAUUUGACCUCGUUGACCCUUGUGGCCUCGCUCGCAGCCUCUCCCAGCGUUUUGUUGAAGUUGUCAUGGGAAUUUGCCAGCCUCCCACACCGUCUGGAGAGCCUGUUGAAUACCUGCCUCAAGACUCGAGAGAAGAUUACCUCCUCCACCGAGUCACAGACAGACCGGGGGUUGUGCGAGUGACAGACUAUGAUACCAACGCGUAUCAGACUGCCGUGGAAAACACCACGUCAGGAUGGCAGAAGAGCAUCGAUGGCGUCUUUACAAACUGUAAUCCGAAUACUCUCGAUGAGCUGCAUUAUAUUGCUGAGACGGCGUGUCAGGGUAUGAAUGAGAUUCACAGGCGCCGCAAUGAGUGGACGGCCGGGAAUAGCCUGGCGAAUGAGUAUACCCAUAAUCUGUUGACAGGGGUGGAUGAUCCGUCUGCCCAGCUGGAGUUUUUGACUGAAGACCAGCCCUCUAAUGAUAGAUAG
Trichoderma harzianum CBS 226.95 is the source of this 1662-nucleotide messenger RNA. RefSeq lists its product as hypothetical. Lineage: Eukaryota; Fungi; Ascomycota; Sordariomycetes; Hypocreales; Hypocreaceae. Bases 1 to 1662 code for a protein of 553 amino acids. The record is from RefSeq and is a predicted model, not a curated record. The transcript has 2 exons.